GUUACUUUCCAGCCGUUAGUGUGCCGGCCUUGAUUGAAAGUUACGUUAUAUCCGUCGGCGAGUUUCCGUUUCUUUCUCACAAAAGCCAACAUGCCUCCCAAGAAGGAUUCAAAGGCUUCGGCUAAGCAGCCCCAGAAGACCCAGAAGAAGAAGGAAGGAUCCGGUGGUGGCAAAGCCAAGAAGAAGAAGUGGUCCAAAGGAAAAGUCCGUGACAAGUUGAACAACCAAGUGUUGUUUGACAAGGCUACCUAUGAUAAACUGUACAAGGAAGUACCAUCUUACAAGCUGAUCACUCCUUCAGUUGUCUCUGAACGUUUGAAGGUCCGUGGUUCCCUUGCCAGGAGGGCACUCAUUGAACUUCAACAGAAAGGACUCAUUAAACAAGUCGUUCAACACAGAGCACAGCUCAUCUACACCAGGACGACAAAGGGUGAUGAUCCAGCUGCAUAAUUUUUAAGAUAAAUGUAUCUUUACUUGUAAUAAAAUUAUAAAAAAUCCAA
Aethina tumida (small hive beetle) is the source of this 500-nucleotide messenger RNA. RefSeq names its product 40S ribosomal protein S25 (gene RpS25). The transcript has 4 exons. Gene Ontology annotation, cellular component: cytosolic small ribosomal subunit. Gene Ontology annotation, molecular function: structural constituent of ribosome. Lineage: Eukaryota; Metazoa; Arthropoda; Insecta; Coleoptera; Nitidulidae. The coding region runs from base 91 to 450 and encodes 119 amino acids. The record is from RefSeq and is a predicted model, not a curated record.